Daucus carota subsp. sativus is the source of this 4109-nucleotide messenger RNA. RefSeq names its product pentatricopeptide repeat-containing protein At1g80150, mitochondrial. Lineage: Eukaryota; Viridiplantae; Streptophyta; Magnoliopsida; Apiales; Apiaceae. Gene Ontology annotation, molecular function: protein binding. The record is from RefSeq and is a predicted model, not a curated record. The coding region runs from base 126 to 1325 and encodes 399 amino acids. The transcript has 2 exons.
UUAGUUAGAGGCUUAAAGGACAUGAUGAGGGACUCAAACAGUUCUAAACCCUAAACCACAGAGGAGCCUUAAACCCUUUUGAUCCGGGUGGGUAUGUUCCACUCUGGAAUUAACCCAUCUUUAUUAUGCUCUCUCUCCGUUCCGUCAUCAGAUUAGGCACUCUCAACCACGCCGCCGUCGUCAUCUCCACCGCCGUCGCCGCCGCCUCUUUAUCCACCACCGCCACUCUCUCCGACCCACCUGCCCUCAUCAAACUAAAAUCCGAACGAGACCCAGAAAAGCUAUUCCAUUUGUUCAAAGCCAACGCCCGUAAUCGCCUCGUUGUAGAAAAUCGAUUCGCUUUCGAAGACACUGUGUCCAGAUUAGCUGGAGCUAGACGGUUUGAUUACAUUGAGGAGCUGUUGGAGCAGCAAAAGGGGUUGCCGCAAGGGAGGAGAGAAGGGUUUGUUGUAAGAAUUAUAAUGUUGUAUGGAAAUGCUGGAAUGUAUAAGCAUGCUAUUAAUACUUUUUAUGAUAUGCAUUUGUUUGGGUGUAAGAGAAGUGUUAAAUCUUUUAAUGCUGCAUUGUUGGUUUUGACAAAGACGCGAGAUUUGGUUGCCAUUCAGUCGUUUCUUGAUCGGGUUUCGUUUAGGUUUGGGAUUAGUUUGGAUGCGUAUUCUUUUAAUAUUAUAAUUAAGGCAUUUUGUGAGAUGGGGUUGUGUGAUAAGGCUUGUUUGGUAAUGGCGGAGAUGGAAAAAUUGGGGGUUAAACCGGAUGUGAUUACGUAUACUACGCUCAUUUCGGCUUUUUAUAAGAAUAAUGGGUGGGAGAUUGGGAAUGGGUUGUGGAAUCUUAUGGUGAGAAGGGGAUGUUUACCUAAUUUAACCACGUUUAAUGUUAGGAUUCAGUAUUUAGUUAGUGGGAGAAGAGUUUGGCAAGCUAAUAGUUUGAUGGGUAUGAUGAGGUAUUUGGGGAUUAAACCAGAUGAGGUUACUUAUAAUUUGGUUAUUAAAGGUUUUUGUGUAGCUGGUUACAUGGACAUGGCUAAGCGGGUUUAUUCUGCUCUGCAUGAUGAAGGUUCCAAGCCUAAUGCUAAGAUUUAUCAGACUAUGAUUCAUUACCUUUGUAAAGCUGGUGACUUUGAUGUAGCAUAUACAAUGUGUAAAGAUUGUAUGAAUAAGUAUCGUUCUCUCAAUGUGGCUACUAUCUAUAUGCUACUUGAAGGCCUCAAAAGAAAUGGAAAAAUCCAAAAGGUUGAGUAUAUUAUUACUUUAGCUCAGAAUAGGGUACCUCCCUUUCCUGCACAGCAAGUGGAUGUUAUGAAGUCAAUUUUGUCGAGGAGAUGAAGAAUUUUGUAUUAUAAAGCGGAGUUUAAUAAUUAACCAUCACAGCAGCUUAUAAGGGUCUGCUGUCAUUCUAUAGAUCCAUUCAGACAGACGAAAUAAUUGAUACUACCAAUUUUUAUGGAUAACAUCUUGGCAGAAGACUGCCUAUGUAUCUAAUUUGUUGUUCAGGCGUUCAGCCAUUCUGUUUAAUCAUGUUUCAGCCAAGAUACAGGUCGCAGUUGUGGUCACUACUUAUAUUUUUGUAAGUUUUCUAUCCUAUUAAUGAUUAUAUUUAUGUCACUCCCACACCACAGCCUCCCCCGAGGAAUUCAUAUAUUUCUACAAGCUAUCUAUAUCCGGUUUUAGUUCAAUGACGUCAUGCUCUUACAUUAUUCAUGUCUUGCUGACUUGCUCAUUGUACUGAAAAUUUGAUGGUGAUGAAUAAAAUGGUUACCUGAAUCACUCUUUGUAUAGCAAGCUGCUGGAAUGGUAAUUUCAAAAUUUAAUGCUCUGUUUGAUUGGAAGGAAUGGAUUUUGGUGCCAAUGGAAUGAAACUGUUCUAUUUUGUGGGUAAGUAAUAUAAUCAUUUGUAACCCCUCCAUUUAGUUCUUUUAAGUUUAAUCUUUGUUCCCCAGCUUUUCCUACUAUCACUUCAAUCCAUUUAUUGUAAUUAGCGGAGCAUCAUUGUUAGCAUAAUUGUUAGCAUUUACCAUCACAUGUUUUGUGACACAUUGUUACAAGCAUCUAGACUUGAAUUUACAUGUGGACAUGUUGAUAAUUUACUCUUCUACUGAAGUCAUGAGAGCUAACAGACAACAGUAUACUAUCGCUAAGUCAAAAUAGUUAGACUCAGACACGGGUGUGGAACACUCAAACAAAUUAGAUGUAACUAAGUUCUUAGGAUGAAAAAGAUGCUUGAAUCAUUAAAUUAACCUCACUCAUAUGCAUAUAUUUUAAGUAGAACACAUGAAAAGUAUUGUUUAUUAACCAAUUUAAACAACAUUCCCCUUUUUUAAGGGUGAAUGUAUGAGUUCCUUUUACCCUACAUUGGUAUUGAUGAUGCGAGGUAUGAAGGUAUUCUGUUUUACGAUAAGUUCGAUAAUGGAAUUGAGUGAUGCUCUGAUACAUGAUCCAUUGAGGGAGAAAUGUGAAAAAGUGUUUGAUAGGUCGAGCACUCCUUUACAAGAAUGUUACAUUGAUUUUACUCUUAGAUAUUUGUUGCUGAUUAGUAUUUUCAACAACAUAUAUUGAUACAUGUAUUGGUAAUUAGCAUUUUCAACAACAUAUAGUGAUACAUAUAACGGCAUUUUACUUGUUAAUGGGUGGCAUAUCCUGCCAUACGAUCUGUGCACAGCAUAGGAUCCUGAUCCUCUAUGGGCGUCAUAACCUCGUAAUGACCUUGCUCUAGUUAUUAUAGAAGAGGUAAUGCUUUUAGUAUUUACCUGAAAAGGCAAUAACUGCCUUUAUGGAGUCUAUACUACAACAACUAUGGCAUAUGGUGUUAUUAUAAUCUUAUAAGCAGAUUCAAGAACAUGAUGAACCAUAGACCACAGUGGAUGAAACUGGUAUGAACCUUAGGUUUCCCCAAAAAAGAAAAAUAAUAACUUUAAAAUUGCCUUUAUUUACUGAUUAUCUUAUUUUAUUGGAAGCUAGGGUAUAUAAUCUUUGAGGACUAUGAGAUGAUAUUGGAGCAUUUUUCCUAGAAACACUUUAUUGGGAGUUUGGAAAUUUGCUCUUAGAGGGAUCAGUGGUGGCAGUGAUAUGACCUCGUGAGACACCAGACAUGGAAGUAUACUAGUGCCGUGGUCUGAGGGGAAAAGGUAGCAGUUCUUAAAUUUGAAGUGUUCAUAGGGAAAAACAGUAGGGUGCCAUUUGGAUCAUGGGAAUGACAUUUCAAUACAAAAAUGUAUUAGAAUCUCAUCUUCAUGCUUAUUAAUUGGGCUGGAAUCCUGUGAUCCGAAUGAACCUUGAUGUUUAACGUAUCGAAGUCAUUUAUGUGCAAUCUAGGCAUAUUAAUGUUGGGAAGGGAUGUUGGUCUCUCAUAUUAAUUGAGGAAAGGGCGUACUGCCUUGGGGAAGCUCAUUCAGCUCUGCUGCGUGUAUACGAACCCAAUCAAGACAUUAGGAAAGUGGGAAUUAAGCUCACUUAUUGUGAACAGUAUGGGUGCAGGAGCAGAGUACAUGUACAAACUUGGUGCUUACGUGGAACGACUAUGAGCAAAAAAAUUCUGCUACUUCCCCCACGGGGCAAUAAACAUCAAGAGAACUUGCACAAUGUCCGGAGGGUGGCAAAAAAAUUCUGAGCUGCUUCAUGUUCCUUUUCACGAAAGCAGGAGAACUUAUGGUAUGAAAUGGCAUUGCGGAUGUGAUUGUUGAAGCUGUGUUCUCUAUGAAUUCUGUAUAAAUUAUACGAAGUAGCUGAGCCCAUGACCUUGUUGGCAAAUUUUAUCACGGCUGGUAGGUGUCAAAUUUGACGGUGGAAAGCAGAGAUAACGCAAGUAGGCAAUACAUGUACAGACUUGUAGGUGUCAUUCAAAUUUGAUUUAACCAAUUCGUUAGUUUCCGGAUUGGAAUCCAUAUUUGGAUGUAAUUCAUUUUAUAAAUGUAUAUUACAUUUUAUACGUUAGUUUCCGGAUUGGAAUCCAUAUUUGGAUGUAAUUCAUUUUAUAAAUGUAUAUUACAUUUUAUACAAUACAUUUGACUAAGUAUUAGGAUUUUAUAAAAUUGUAUUCGGAAACAUAUAAGUCAUAUCAAAUGAUAUGAUUUAAGGCUAUAUUUUAAAUUAUCAAUUUCAAAGUUUGUACUA